Messenger RNA from Nylanderia fulva, 3564 nucleotides. The record is from RefSeq and is a predicted model, not a curated record. NCBI's taxonomy places the organism in Eukaryota, Metazoa, Arthropoda, Insecta, Hymenoptera, Formicidae.
AUGGAUUCCGACGCCGAACAACGAGUCGCGCGACUCCACGAAUUAUCGUUAGAACAAUUGCGCGAAGAAUUAGAAUGCCGCGGAUUGAAAACGGAAGGAAUAUUACCCGUCUUGCGUGCGCGGCUGACCAAAGCCGUUCGCUGCGAGCAAUUAGGGUGGAGGCCGCCGCCGACUCCGGAAACGGAAGGCGAGGAUAGCGGGGACGAUCGCGCAUCGGGCGAAUCGAGUACCGGAACGAUCAUCAAGGACGAUCGAGUUCGGACCCCGGGAAUGGAUUUCGCGGAGCAUCUCUUGCAGCCUCCGUUACUACAGCUGCCGAGACGCGAACCGGAAAUUCGUGCGCCCGCGCGUCGUACCGAUUCCGCGACCGACGUAUAUCAGAUGAUGCGUCGGUGGAACCUUAAAUUCUCCGGCGCUCGAGGUUGCGACGCGGAAGCCUUCCUAUUGCGUAUCGAGGAGGGUCGCGCCCUAUUCACGGCCACCGAUGCCGACGUAUUCAAGUGUAUCCCUUUCUUUUUGAACGGCACGGCUUUAUAUUGGUAUCGGAACGAGCGCGGACGGUGGCGGACUUGGAAGGAAUUUGAAACGUCGUGGCGUGCGCGGUUCGGUAGUCCGGACUUUCAGUUCGCGUUACGCGAAGACAUACAGAGACGCACGCAGGGGGAAUACGAGUCGAUUGCCGAUUUUCUUACUUGUAUUCGCGCGAUGUUUGAGAGACUGAGUCCGCCGUGGAGUCUGGAAGAACAGCUUAAUCAGGCUCACCGGAAUAUGUUGCCGCGGUUGCAAAUCGUAGUUCAGCGCCGCGACUUUUACGAUUUUGCUUCACUGGAGAGUCAGGCUACGCGAGUGGAGCAGGGGUACGAAGCCGCUAGUCGAUAUCGUGCGCCUCCGCCGCCGGAACAGAUGAUAUUCCCGGAUCUCGCGUAUCGGGCACCGCCGAAGAGUUCUAAGAAAACUCCCGCGGUCGCGGCUAUCGGAUUGACGGAUAACCUCCCAGGAAAGAAGCGUGCCGAGAGACGCGCGCGAAAAGAGGCCGCUCGCGCGACGAAGGCGCAAUCUAAUUCCGCACGACAGAAUAGUGAGGCUGCCGCCUCCACGAGUAACGUCGCGUCCUCGAGUCACGCGAAUUCUGCGAAAUCAUCCGGCAAAUGCUGGAACUGCGACAAGGCCGGCCAUAUCGCACGCGAAUGCGCUGAGCCGCGCCGCCGGGAAUCACUAGGGCGGGCCCCGGUGAUCCCGGAAUACUUAGAAAAGGCCCGCGCGGAAGCCACGAGCGAGGCCUCUAGCUUGUCGUCCAGCUCACUCGGCGACGACGCUCGAACGCUGUCGCAGCUCCCGUACUGCGAGAUCUCGCUGGGGGGCGAAACCUUACGCGCUCUGAUCGACUCGGGGUCAAAUAGAACCAUCCUCGGAGCCGCGGGCAUAAAAAUUAUUCGCCGGUUGAGAUCGCCGAUUAACCGCGAUCAUCGUACGCAGAUUCGAACCGCGAACGGACAGCUAGCGGAGGUACGCGAAGAAGCAGAGAUUACGCUUCAAGUAGCAGGUCGAAGCCGCGACGUCUCCACGUGUUUGUUGCCGAGCCUAGCCGUCCCGUGUAUAUUAGGAGUCGAUUUUUUGCGCGCGUUUAAGGUAAUAGUAGACUUUGCUGCCGCGGAAUGGUAUUUCGCCGACGAAUCAACGUGCAGGUACCCCUUUCUAAAUAAUAAGGGAUCUGCGCAAACGUGCUGUGGACUCUCGGAACUGACCCCGUCGGAAACCGAAAGAUUAGGUAGAUUUCUUAAAGAGCGGUUGCCGGACCCUGUUGAGAAUCCCGGUGUCACUUCGCUUACCGAGCAUACGAUAGAUGUCGGACAAAAUAAGCCGAUCCGGCAGCGCUGCUACCUCGUAUCUCCGAAGGUACAGGAAGCAAUUCACGCCGAGGUAGAUAAAAUGCUGCGCGCCGGGAUAAUCGAACCCUCGCAUAGCGAAUGGUCAAAUCCGAUCGUGAUGAUCAAAAAGCCCAACGGAAAGUAUCGCUUUUGUUUGGAUUUCCGGAAGGUAAACGACGUGUCGAAAAAGGACGCCUACCCGCUGCCGAAUAUGAACGGCAUACUGGACAAACUGCGUUCGGCGCGUUACAUCUCGACGAUCGACCUGAGCCAAGCUUACUUUCAAGUGCCCCUCGCGAAUGAAAGCCGCGAAAUUACCGCCUUUAGCGUUCCGGGGAAAGGCCUGUAUCAGUUUACGCGGAUGCCGUACGGCUUGACGGGAGCGCCCGCGACAUUUCAACGGUUACUUGAUCGACUGAUAGGACCGGAGAUGGAACCGCAUGCUUUUGCGUAUUUAGAUGAUAUUGUGAUCGUGACGCCAACUUUCAAAGAGCAUUUAGAAUGGCUGGAUCGCGUGUUGCAAAAGAUCCUCGCUGCCGGAUUAACGAUCAAUCCCGAGAAGUGCGAAUUUUGCCGCGCACAAGUUAAAUAUCUCGGUUUCAUUGUGAGCAAGGAGGGAUUAUCAGUAGAUCCGGAGAAGGCACAGCCGAUUCUCGAGUACCCGGCCCCUACGAAUUUAAAACAACUCCGACGAUUUCUGGGUAUGUCGUCCUGGUAUCGGAGGUUUAUUCCUCAAUUCGCGACGCGGAGCGAACCGCUAACGCGCCUGUUAAAGAAAGAUCAGCCGUGGAAAUGGACCAACGAACAGGUCCACGCGUUUGAGGAAAUUCGAUCGUAUCUCGUUGCCGCGCCCACGUUGUCGCGACCCGAUUUCAGCAUUCCGUUCGUCCUUCAGACGGACGCUAGCUCGGUCGGAAUAGGUGCCGUGCUUACGCAAACUAUUAACGAGGAAGAACACGUAAUCGCUUUCGCGAGUAGAGCCUUAGCCGAUCCGGAAAAGAGAUACACCGUGACGGAGCAGGAAUGCUUAGCCGUUAUCUGGGCUAUAAAGAAGUUUAGACCGUACUUAGAGGGCUAUAAAUUCACGGUGAUUACCGAUCAUAGCAGUCUGCGAUGGCUUCACAACUUAAAGAACCCAACAGGUCGACUCGCGAGAUGGGCGUUAGAGCUUUUGGAGUACGAUUACGAGAUCAUACACAGGAAAGGCGCGCUACAUCACGUGCCUGAUGCGUUGUCGCGAAUGUUCGAGGGUGACACCGAGAUUCCCAUUGUCGCCGCUGUAGAUGUCGAAGAAAACGCGAACACGAACGAUGCCUGGUAUAAGAAGCGUCUUACGGAAGUCGCCACGAAAGCGCGUCCGUUUACCGAUUGGAGAAUAGUGGACGGACAACUAUAUUUCUGUCGACCGAAGCCGGUCGUGUCGGAGAUCGUCGAGGAUCUGGAUAGGUGGAAACUCGUGUUGCCUAGAGAGUUGCGGAGAGACGCGUUGAGAGAGGCACACGACGAACCGCGAUCCGGGCACCUCGGGGUUGAGAAAACCUACCACCGAUUAGCCGUUCGUUAUUACUGGCCGAACAUGUUUAGAGAUAUCACGGACUAUGUGAAACGGUGCGAGGUUUGUCAACGAACUAAGGUAGAACAGGCCAGCCCUAAGGGUUUAAUGGGCCAGGCGUUGUCGAGGCUCCCUGGACCGUAG